GAAAAGCAAAACAAUCUUCCCCCUUGACCGGCGGUUUUUAGGUUUCUGGGGAGCGACAAAAACCCUCUCGGUAGCUCUGCAAUAGCGCGCAUUUAAAGAAAACGACAAGCUUUCUUAAAUGUUUAAUAUCGCUCGCACAAUCAGCAGCGCUACACCUCGCAGGGAGCCGGUUGUCUUUCCUCCAGUCUCCUAUCCUGUCCGACCAUGACUUCCAAGCGUCUUCUCCACAGGUCCUUGGUUGGGAUGAGGGUCGGUACUGCUACGGGCCAAGCCGGCAGCGGCAGUCAUGCAGCCGACGGCAAACCAUAUGGCAAGACCGGUGCGCCGGUGGACUGCGGGAUCAUGCUGGCGUGCAAGAGCGAUCACUCUUCGGGAAGCUUUCUGUACACACUAAUGUUGGAUGAUGGCACUUUGAGAGACCCCAGAGAAGAUGUCCUUCUAAAUGGCAUCGAUUUGACAGCACCGGGGAAAGAAAAAUUCAUUUUCGACCCGAAAAUAACAGCCCGUAAUAGCGACGUGGACCACCGCAUAGAAGCCGACCUGAUAGUGGUCCAGAAGAGAAGCCCGACCCACCGCCUGGUUCUCAACGGGAAGAAACUAGAUGACCAAAUGCACACAGAGGGCAGGGGCCCAGGGAGAAGAGGCGAGGAGCCCAGGAAGGACCCCCAGACGCCUCCUGCUGAUACUCCCCCUGAGGACCUCGACCCCUUGGCCUCCUCGCAUAUCCCCGUGCCCCGGAACAGGAAGGCAGCGGGUCAUGCGGACAAGGAGGUGAUGGCUGCCGCGGUGCUCACGUCUCUGUCAAGCAGCCCCAUGGUCCUCAACACCACCCCUGGGACCCCAGCUGCAGUACCGGAACCUGCCAGCAGGGGCUGGAAGGAGUGUCUCUCUGCCAGCUACAGCAGUUCCACCAGUGGGAAUUGGAGUUGGGACGCCAGUGACCAGUCGGUGCCCUCCACGCCAUCUCCACCGCUGUCCAACGACGUCAGCAAGGGCUUCCUGCUGCCUUCUCAGGGGGAGGACAACACGGAGGAGUCUGAGACCACACACUUCUUAUUUGAGGACCCCAUCCCCAGAAAACGCAAGAAUUCCAUGAAGGUGAUGUUCAAGUGUUUGUGGAAGAAUUGUGAGAAGGUCCUCAGCACCUCUUCAGGAAUACAGAGGCACAUCCGCACCGUCCACCUGGGGCGGAACGGCGACUCAGACUACAGCGACGGCGAGGAGGACUUUUACUACUCAGAGAUCGAGGUGAACAUGGACACGCUGUCGGAGGGGCUGUCCAACUUGACUCCCACCUCUCCUACCACCGCCACAGCCCCCCCUGUCUUUCCGGUGCCCGAGCUGCCCCACUCUGAGCCAGCGCACAUCGCCCUGCGGUGCCCGCCCUGCCCCACCCCUCUCAGCCAAUCAGCACCCUCCACGCUCUGCCACAUUCGCACUGACCACGCCUACCAGGGUCCGGCCGGCCCGAUCCGGCCCAUGGGCGUCGGUGAGAAGCGGCACUCGGUCCAGCACGCCACUGUGACGAAGAGCCACCCCCCCGCCAUCGCUGCACCCAAGCCCUCAGCAGGAAGCAGGAAGCCACGCGGCGAAGCCAAGAAGUGCCGUAAGGUGUACGGCAUGGAGAAGAAGGACAUGUGGUGCACGGCAUGCAGGUGGAAGAAAGCCUGCCAGCGCUUCACGGACUGAGCAGUGGGCUCCGGGGCCCACAGAGAGGCGCUGGGCCAGACCAACAGAGCCCUGUGACCCUGCACUUCUGCCCCCCCCCCCCCCCCCCCCUGUCGGAGGAGACGGAGACCUUUCUCGUGAUGAAACCCCAGUGCCCCGCCCCCGCCCUGACUCUUUGUGUGCCACACCACUAGGGGGCGACCUUUCUCUGGCCAAGGAAUACAGGAGGCAUACACAAAAAAACAAAAAAAAAACAAAAACAGGUUUAAAAAAAAAAACAACAAAACAAAACAAAACUUUGAGAAAAAAUGGCAUAUUUGCUUGAGCAGCAUUGCUUUUACAUGUCGACAAUUUUUGGGGGAAUGUAAACGCAAAAAAAUAGCCUACCUGACUCAGACGAUUAAUCUGCAAUCUGCUGGUGUGGAUUUUCUGAUUUUUCAUGUCUUCACCGAAAGACAUUAAUGGUGAAGAUUUUCAAUAAGCUCUUUUUGGAUUCAAAAAAGGUCCUUCUCUUCCUGGUUGUCUGAUUAAUUAAGCUACUUUUUCAUUUAUGAUCUGAAAUGAAUUUACAUUUGUAGUCUGACACCUUGAAGCAUAUGUGAGGGUCUCUCUACAGAGGAGUGAUUAUUUGAGCUGUUUCUUACCUUGAAAACUGUUGGUAUAUGCGCUCAAUUGUAGUCCCAUAUUGGCUGAUACCUGACAUAGACUGUUCAUUAUAAAUGUUUUCACUACCAAUGUUAUGGUUCUUAACGACCCUAAAUAGGACAUUCCAGGUCUAUACCUGCCAGCCAAGUCUCGAUAUUACAAACUUCCAGACUCUUAACUGGACUUUUUAACAAUUAAAUUAAUUUUGAUAUGAAGAACACCUCAUCACACUACAGUUACAGCAGAUGAUUUGGAAUUGAAUAUGCUUCCCUGACUUGGGAUAUUAGUUUGUGCUUUUUUAAUUUUCAAGUGAUUAUCCUACAAAGUUCCAAACUCGUAUGAGUCCGCAGGAGCGGAUUUGCUGCUUCUGGGGCCCCACAUUAAAAAAAAAAAACACCGCCCUCCCCACCUGGGGCCCCCCAUACCUGUGAGUGGUUUAAUUUGGCUUCAUUCGCCCCAUAAAUAGACCUUUGUAUUUAAAUUAAGUUGUCCUCGCCAUAUCAAACUGUCUCCUAUGCUGUUGGUGACGGAUAACGCGAUAAGUGAAUUGAUGUAUACCAACAGUUUUGACGGAAAGAGACAACUAAGUGUCUUUUUUAGGGAAGCGCCUUGUGAAAAUCGUAGUUUAUUACUUCUACGUUAUUUUUUUAAUUACUCGCUAAAAUAAUUUUCGUCAACCGUACUUCUACCAAAGGAAAAGUCGAAGGCAUUCUCUACUUAAAUUCUGAGUUCCUAAAUUGUGACAAACAUUUGACAUUCCGCCCAGGAAUCCGUUAUUGCUAAUUAAAACUCCGACCUGAAAGCUGAACUCAGAAAGUUAAAAUUUCGCUUUUUUUUGGGAAGCAAAUAAUAUUUUUUUAAAAGCAAAGCUUUCAAAUCUUUCUGCUUUCUGUAUCACCAAAUAAAAAUUAAGCUUUCAGACCCGAAAACUGUUUUAAGGAAAAUUUAUAUAUAUUUUUCUUUUUCUAUACCUCUUAUGUAGAUUUGCACCUUUUCAUGAUUUUCACUGAGUUCUUCAUGUAACUGCAAGUCGGCUUUUGAUUUGUGGUAGCCUAUAUGUACAGUAGUGAAACCUGUUAAGCUGAACGUCGGGCUGUUGCGGCAUAUAAUCACAAGAACGGAAACGAAAUGUUGUCCUGACAACUUUUAACGUUGAAAUACAAGGUAGUUGUUUGUCUAAAUACGGAUACGGAAAGCCAAGUUAGAGACUGCUGUAUUUUUGAUAAUAUGGUAUUUUUGUAACAUUAUGCAGAUGCAGUAUUAUGAUUGUAAAUGGAUUUUUUUUUCUUGCAAAACAUUAUAGGAGAUUGUUAAACGUCUGCUUUUCGGGGGCCAUUUCUUCGUUUGUCGUGAUCCGUUUAAAAACUUUUUUUUUUUUUGUGGGAUUGUCACCAUUCGCUGACUGGAAUUGGAAAUUGUUGUCACUGAACGGGGCAUCCUUUGCUUAAUGGCACUGUAACACCUUUUAUACAGUUAAAGAAACAUGUUAAGGA
This is a messenger RNA of Paramormyrops kingsleyae, 3806 nucleotides long. RefSeq names its product SLC2A4 regulator (gene slc2a4rg). Gene Ontology annotation, molecular function: RNA polymerase II cis-regulatory region sequence-specific DNA binding; DNA-binding transcription factor activity. Gene Ontology annotation, cellular component: nucleus. Gene Ontology annotation, biological process: regulation of transcription by RNA polymerase II. The record is from RefSeq and is a predicted model, not a curated record. Lineage: Eukaryota; Metazoa; Chordata; Actinopteri; Osteoglossiformes; Mormyridae.